Messenger RNA from Pseudopodoces humilis (Tibetan ground-tit), 4957 nucleotides. It is a transcript of the gene PIK3CB, whose product is annotated as phosphatidylinositol-4,5-bisphosphate 3-kinase catalytic subunit beta. Gene Ontology annotation, biological process: phosphatidylinositol 3-kinase/protein kinase B signal transduction; phosphatidylinositol-mediated signaling; phosphatidylinositol-3-phosphate biosynthetic process. Gene Ontology annotation, molecular function: 1-phosphatidylinositol-3-kinase activity; 1-phosphatidylinositol-4-phosphate 3-kinase activity. Lineage: Eukaryota; Metazoa; Chordata; Aves; Passeriformes; Paridae. Gene Ontology annotation, cellular component: cytoplasm; phosphatidylinositol 3-kinase complex; plasma membrane. The record is from RefSeq and is a predicted model, not a curated record.
UAACAUUUCAAGUAACUCAGUAAUCAUGAUGGGAUCUUCACAGGAACAGGAUGAAGACUCACUGCUUUAUUUCUCUGUUUAAAGUGCAGAUCACAUUGAGGUCAUCUCGUGGAAUCUUCUGAAAAAAUAAGAGUAAUAGGAAGAAAAUGUUUAAUAAAAAUAUCUUCGCUACACAGUCAAGCUGAAACAGGAAAGGUUCAUUGGAGCCAUGUGGUUAUGAUAUUGAGAUUCCAUAAUGCCUCCUGCCGUGACAGACAGCCUUGACAUCUGGGCAGUGGAUUCACAGAUUGGUGCUGAUGGCUCAAUAUCUGUGGACUUCCUGUUGCCCACUGGAAUCUACAUCAACCUGGACGUCCCUCGAGAUGCCACCAUAUCUCAGAUUAAACAGCUGUUAUGGAAGCAGGCACAUUCCUACCCUCUCUUUCAUCUCCUCAUGGAGAUUGACUCUUACAUGUUCUCAUGUGUGAAUCAGACUGCUGUGCAUGAAGAAUUAGAGGAUGAAACACGGAGACUUUGUGAUGUUAGACCCUUUCUUCCUGUCCUUAAACUAGUGACAAGGAACUGUGAUCCAGGAGAAAAGUUGGAUUCCAGAAUAGGUGUCCUUAUAGGCAAAGGUCUCCAUGAGUUCGAUGCCUUACAAGAUCCUGAAGUGAAUGACUUCCGAGCUAAAAUGAGGAGAAUCAGUGAAGAAAAGAUUCAAUCUCUUGUGGGUCUCUCCUGGAUGGACUGGUUGAAGCACACUUACCCACCAGAGCAGGAGCCUGUUAUCCCAGAGAGCUUCCAAGAUAAACUCUACAGUGGGAACCUUGUAGUGGCUGUUCAUUUUGACAAUUGCCAGGAUGUAUUUAGUUUCCAGGUGUCUCCUAACAUGAAUCCCAUCAAGCUGAAUGAACUGGCAAUCCGAAAACGUUUGACUAUCCAUGGAAAAGAAGAUGAGGAAGUUGAUCCUGCUGAUUAUGUGCUGCAAGUUAGUGGAAGACUGGAAUAUGUCUUUGGUGAUCACCCAUUAAUUCAGUUCCAGUAUAUCCGCAACUGUGUGAUGAGCAGGACCCUUCCCCAGCUGACACUGGUGGAGUGCUGCACCAUAAAGAAGAUGUGUGAGCAGGAGAUGAUUGCCAUAGAAGCUGCCAUAAACCGAAAAUCCUCCAACCUCCCUCUUCCUCUGCCACCAAAAAAAACAAGAGCAACAACUAGUGUGUGGGAUAUUUCUAACCCAUUCAAGAUUAUUCUAUUAAAGGGUAAUAAACUAAACACAGAAGAAAAUGCCAAAGUUCAUGUUAGGGCUGGUCUUUUCCAUGGCACAGAGCUCCUUUGUAAAACAAUUGUAAGCACAGAAAUAUCUGGGAGAAGUGACCACAUUUGGAAUGAAGUGCUGGAGUUUGAAAUCAAUGUCUGUGAUCUGCCAAGGAUGGCAAGGCUCUGCUUUGCUGUUUAUGCUGUCAUGGAUAAGAUGAAAACUAAAAAGUCUACCAAGGCAAUGAAUCCUUCCAAAUACCAAACCAUUAGGAAAGCAGGAAAAGUGCAUUAUCCUGUAGCCUGGGUAAAUACCAUGGUGUUUGAUUAUAAAGGACACUUGAGGAUUGGAGAACUGGUACUGCACAGCUGGUCAUCAUUUCCUGACGAACUUGAAGAAAUGUUGAAUCCCAUGGGAACCGUCCAGACCAACCCUUACACUGAGAAUGCAACAGCUUUGCACAUUAGAUUUCAGGAAUAUUCAAAACAGCCUAUUAAUUACCCUCCCUUUGAUAAGAUACUUGAAAAGGCAGCUGAGAUUGCAAGAAACAGUGACAAUGCUGCAAUGGCGGGUCGAGGUGGUAAGAAGUUUUAUGUUGUGCUAAAAGAUAUAAUGGAAAGAGAUCCUUUAUCUCAGCUUUGUGAAAAUGAAAUGGAUCUCAUUUGGACUUUGCGAUAUGACUGUCGUGAAAAUUUCCCACAAUCGUUGCCAAAACUGCUGCUCUCUUUAAAGUGGAACAAACUUGAAGACGUUGCUCAGCUUCAGGCCCUCCUGCAGAUCUGGCCCAAGCUGCUGCCCAGGGAGGCUUUGGAGCUGCUGGAUUUCAAUUAUCCUGACCAGUACGUCAGGGAAUAUGCAGUGGGGUGUUUGAGGCAGAUGAGUGAUGAAGAGCUCUCUCAGUAUCUUCUCCAGCUUGUGCAAGUCCUGAAGUAUGAGCCUUUUCUGGAUUGUGCACUCUCCAGGUUUCUCUUGGAAAGAGCACUUGGAAACAGGAGAAUAGGACAGAUGUUGUUCUGGCACCUGAGGUCGGAGGUUCACAUCCCCGCCGUGUCGGUGCAGUUUGGUUUGAUUCUGGAGGCUUAUUGCAGGGGGAGCGUGGCUCAUAUGAAGGUGCUAGCUAAACAGGUGGAAGCCCUCAAUAAAAUGAAGACUUUAAAUAGUCUAAUUAAGCUGAAUGCCAUGAAGCAAAGCAAAGCAAAAGGCAAAGAUGCAAUGCAUACGUGUUUGAAACAAAAUGCUUACAGAGAAGCACUUUCUGACCUCCAGUCUCCUCUGAAUCCUUCUGUUAUACUCUCAGAGCUGCAUGUUGAGAAGUGUAGAUACAUGGAUUCUAAAAUGAAGCCGCUCUGGAUAGUGUACAACAACAAAAUGUUUGGAGGAGAUCUUGUAGGGAUCAUCUUUAAGAAUGGUGAUGAUCUCCGGCAGGACAUGUUGACGCUCCAGAUUCUGCGCUUGAUGGACAUUCUGUGGAAAGAGGCUGGCCUGGAUCUCCGGAUAUUGCCCUAUGGCUGUUUAGCAACUGGAGAUCACUCUGGCCUCAUUGAGGCUGUUUCUAGUUCAGAAACCAUUGCUGACAUUCAGUUAAACAGCAGCAACGUUGCUGCAGCUGCUGCCUUCAACAAGGAUGCGCUCUUGAACUGGCUGAAGGAAUACAAUUUAGGAGAGGACUUGGAUCGAGCCAUUGAAGAAUUUACUCUGUCCUGUGCUGGCUACUGUGUAGCUACGUAUGUGCUGGGAAUUGGUGACAGACACAGCGACAAUAUCAUGGUCAGGAAAAAUGGGCAGCUGUUUCACAUAGAUUUUGGGCAUAUUCUUGGAAACUUUAAGUCCAAGUUUGGAAUUAAAAGGGAACGGGUACCUUUCAUACUCACCUAUGAUUUCAUUCAUGUUAUUCAACAAGGAAAAACAGGGAACACUGAAAAAUUUGGCCGGUUCCGGCAGUACUGUGAGGAAGCCUACCUGAUCCUGCGCAAGCACGGCAACCUAUUUAUUACCCUCUUUGCACUGAUGCUGACUGCAGGGCUGCCAGAGCUCACCUCUGUCAAGGACAUCCAGUAUCUCAAGGACUCCCUUGCCCUAGGGAAGAGUGAGGAAGAAGCACUAAAACAGUUCAAGCAAAAGUUUGAUGAAGCUCUGCGGGAAAGUUGGACUACUAAAGUGAACUGGAUGGCUCACACUGUCAGAAAAGAUUACAGGUCCUAGGAGAUUGUGGCAUUUGCACUAAGCUGAAGGUUACCUUGAUCAGUGUUUGUAAAGAGUUUCAUACGGACCAACAAAACUUCAGGAAGCGCUGGGACAACGCUCUCAGGCACAGGGUGGUUCUUGGGCAGCCCCACACAGGGCUAGCAGUUGGACUCUGAUCCUGAUGGGUUCCUUCCAACUCAGCACAUUCUGUGAUUCUAUGAACUGAUCCAAAACAAGAAACACUGUCACGCGACAGUGAAAACAAACAGACUGAAAUAACUCCCAUGUCUUUUGCACUCUGCUUCUGAAUGCUUGAUUCCAAGACUGUCUCUACAGUUAGUGAACAUCCUGGAUAAUCAGUUCCUGCUGACUUUGCACGCUGACAGCUACUAGGCAUUUUUAAAAAUUCUUUGGUACUUUAUGGAGGUGUAAAUAUUUGUUUUUAUACAUUAGGGUAAUGUGCUCUAACAUAUCCUCAGGAGGUUUGAAGACCUCUGACAGAACUGUUCUUUGUUUAAAGUUAGGACUUGAAGAGUAAAUUUUUUUUAUAUAUAUAUAUCUCCUAAUCUGGCUAAAAGAUGAGCAUAUUGUGUAUAUUUUUCUUAUGACCUCUGCCCUGCUGGCACAGAUGCAUUAAUUUUACUGUAAAUAGCAGCCAUGGUAUCACUGUACUGCAGGGAGCUGCUUCAUGUCUGUGCUGCUGCCCAAGGAAGGGUGGGGGAGACCUCCUUGUCUGUGUGCAGAUGUGCAGAUGUGAUGCAGCAUCCAGAUGUUCAGGUUGCACAAUUUUGUUCCUCUGACUUAGCACACAAAAGAAACCCUUCAGAAUGAGGAAGGUUAGGCCAAUUCCAAACGUGCCUGAGACUCCCUCACCGAUUACACUCUCCCACUCAGCCUCUGGGGCUUUACCUUCAGCUCCCAGAGAGGCACAAUUUGGUUUGGUUCCUGCAAGAAGCUCCUUCCAGCCUUACACUGAAGUUCCUGUCUCAGAUCAGUCCUUCCCUGCAAAAUGCACUGACCUGUGUAAGGGAUGUUUUCAUUAAAUAUACUACACAAAGUGAUUUUUUAGAGCAUACAUACCAAAAACCCCAGCUGGUUGGAGAAGCAAGAGUUUAUGGGCAAAGGUCAUUCCACAGAACACCAAUGCAGUCACUGAUCUCUCUGUAUUUAUUAAAAGCUUGCAGUCAUGUUGCUUUACCAAGAUAUAUAUGUUGAAGAUGGUUGCUGAAGAAACUGGAUUUGUUUUAAUUUAUUUAGUGAGGUACCAGGCUUUUAGGUGCUGAAAUGGAGAGCAAAUUCGUUAUGUGCAAUAGGGAACUGCUGGUUAAAAGAUGUGACAAACUGUUCCUGAACAUCAACAAAGAGAGGUUUAACUACUGCUUGUUCUCUGAGGAACACUGGUAACUCUUGAUUCUUGUGGACAUUUGGAAGAGAAUUAAACAUAUAUAUUUACUUUUUGACUAAACACUUGUUCUGCAUAGAAAUGUUGGAUGAUGUAGGAAUUUAAUUAAAGUUGGUUUUACUUUGUUGAGAGUUUUA